GGAAAACUUCAAACCCAAACGCCUCGUUCCACUGCCAACGUUCUCAGUGGUCCUUAACCAGCCGGUGAAACCCAUACCUGUGCAGCUGGGGCAGACCUUUUCUGAUGCAAUGGGAACUAUGCCGUGAGGACUGGUCAGACUUGGCCGUAGCCAUGACGGAGCCCCACAGGGUUUCGUUCACCACUCUCCACGGUCCACUGAGCAGCAGCUUCUUGAAGAGGUCUCGGAAGGACGAUGGAGAGCAGCCCCAGGACUCUGAACCGGCUGCAACAGCUGUUCGAAUCACACUCACUCUCUUCGAGCCGGAUCACAAGCGUUGUCCAGAGUUUUUCUACCCGGAUCUUCUGAAGAGUUGUCGAGGGAAGGUAAAAGGUGGUUCUUCGGGAGACAAAAAGAAAGACCCCGCUGAUCCCUUUAAUGAUGACGAAAAGGAAAGGCAUAAAGUGGAGGCUCUUGCUAGGAAGUUUGAAGAAAAAUAUGGUGGCAAGAGACGUAGGAAGGACCGUAUUCAGGACUUGAUUGAUAUGGGGUACGGAUACGACGAAUCUGACUCCUUCAUCGAUAAUUCUGAAGCAUACGAUGAGCUUGUUCCGGCUUCUCUUACUACGAAGUAUGGAGGGUUUUACAUCAACUCAGGAACACUGCAGUUUCGGCAAGCGUCUGAAUCUGAAGAUGACUAUGUUAAAGAGAAGAAGAAGAAGUGUCCCAAGAAGCGGAAGUUGAAAGAUGGAGGUGAAAAAAUGAAGAAGAAGAAGAAGGAUGAUUCUUACGACAAGGAAAAGAAAUCCAAAAAGUCCAAGUUCCCAAAAGCUGGCUUUACGGCAUUAAAUGCAAGUAAGGAGAAGAAAAAGAAGAAAUACUCUGGCGCUCUUAGUGUCAAGGAGAUGCUGAAAAAGUUUCAGAAGGAGAAGGAUGCUCAGAAGAAAAAGGAUGAAGAGCAGAAAGUGGUGACUCCUUCACCGGCAGAACCUCCAGCCCCAAGGGAGGCGGAGGCGAUGCCUGACCCUUUGCUCUCACUCUUCGGCCAUGCCAGUGACAACGACCUGCUUCAGGCAGCGACGGCUAUGGACUCGUUAACUGACCUAGACCUGGAGCGGCUCCUCAGUGAAUCCCCAGAAGGGAGUCCCUUUCCUGAUGUGGAGGAUGGGAGCGAUCCUAUUGGGAUGGGCUUGGAACAGGAUUUCAAGCAACCGCCAUCGCUCCCAGAAGGCCUGCCAGCCCCUUUGGAGAAACGCAUCAAAGAACUGGCUCAGGCUGCCAGAGCUGCAGAAGGAGAAGGCAAACAGAGGUUUUUCACUCAGGAUAUCAACAACAUCAUACUGGACAUAGAGCUGCAGACCCGGGAGCUGAACAGCCAGAUCCGGUCGGGGGUGUACGCCCACCUGGCUGCUUUCUUCCCGUGCAGUAAGGACACUCUGGUCAAGCGUGCCCGUAAGCUUUACCUCUACGAGCAGGGUGGCCGAUUGAAGGAACCUCUACAGAAGCUAAAGGAAGCCAUUGGAAGGGCCAUGCCAGAGCAGAUGGCCAAGUACCAGGAGGAAUGCCAAGCCCACACUCAGGCCAAGUUUGCCAAGAUGCUGGAAGAGGAAAAGGACAAAGAGCAGCGAGAUCGAGUUUGUUCUGAUGAUGAGGAGGAUGAAGAAAAGGGAGGGAAGCGCAUCAUGGGACCGCGAAAGAAAUUUCAAUGGAAUGAUGAAAUCAGGGAGCUGCUUUGCCACUUGGUGAAGAUUAAGUUGGAUGGUUAUGACCUUGACAAGAAUAAGGCUCAGUCUCUAGAGGAUUAUGUGAAGACCUUCCUAGAUGGAGAGGUGAAGUCCCUUUGGCCAAAAGGCUGGAUGCAGGCCAGGACACUGUUUAAGGAGAGCAGGCGUGUACAUGGACACCUCACAUCAGUCCUGGUGAAGAAGAAAGUUAUAGCUCCUACUAAGGUGAAAGUGAAGGAAUCUUCCUGCAAGCCCGAUAAAAAGGUGUCGGUUUCUGUUCCUUCGAUGCACUCAAGCAGCACCUUAGCUCUGUCUUCAGAGCCCCAGGGGGGGGCUCUGGGCAUCAGUGCCCAAACCAGAGAACUCUUGUCCCUUGGGACAGCCCAAGCGGCCAGCAGCACUGGCACUCCUGCUACCUUCAUGGAUGACUCCUUGGAUGAGGACUUAAUUCACAAUCCCACUUCCUCCCUCGAAGCAGUCUCUAAGGAACUGGCUGUGCUGAACAGCAGAGCGGGAGGGAGCCCUGACUUUACUCUUUCUGGAGCUCCAAAAGCUCCACCAGAGAAGAUCCCAACUCUUACAUCCUCAGAGGAGAAGAGGACAUUUCCAAAGUCCAACCCUUCCCCUACAUCAUCCUCUGGUUCCCUCCAGUCUCCUCUAAAUUUCCUGGCUGAGCAGGCCCUGGCAUUGGGCCAAUCUUCUCAAGACAAAAAGACAGAGAACUCUAAUUACAAAGAGCUCUCCUGCCAAGCCUCCCCCAGCAAAAUCCUUCCUGAUGCACACCAGGCUAAACAGAAACACCACAGCCUGGUCCGGCCAAGCCACGGGCCUCAGACCUCCACCCCAGUGCCGGGUUCUCAGGUGAAGGUCUUUCACUCAGGCAGCCAGCUACAGAAAACUUUCACCUCCCCGGCUCCGUUUGUCAAACUGCAGAAUCCCAAGUCCUCCUCCCCACUGCCCCAACGCUCCCUCCUCCAGCAGGUCAAGUCAUCAACCAAAGCUCAGAGCUUCCAUUCCUCUGCGUCACCGGGCAGCACCCAAAAUUCCGGCAGCUCCCACAAGAGCCCAGGCUCAUCCUCAUCAUCUCUCAGCUACACAGGAAAGCACUCAAGUGGCUCUAGCUCUUCAGGACAGUCUUACAAAUCACCCUUCGUUUCUGGUUCCCUCUCCAAGCACGGGGCUUCUUCCAGCAGCUCCUCAUCUGGAGCUUCUGCAAACCAGGGCUGCUCCUCUGGGAGCUUGCUGCCCAGUGUGCAGACCCCUUCCUCGGGCCAGGUGUCCAGCCGCCCGUCUUCAAGCUCCUCGGUGAAGAAGACGCCCGUUUCGCAGAAGCUGACUCUUGUGGCACCUCCUGGAGGUUCAAACGGAGAUUCUAGCGGGGGCACUCAAGGAGUGGCCAAAUUGCUGACCUCCUCCCUAAAGCCAGCUGUUGUUAGCAGCACCGCAUCUUCUACCUCUGUGCCGAAAGGAACUAGUGGAGCUGUGCUGCUAACGAGUUCUUCCUCCUUAAGUGUACUGGCUCCAUCCUACAAGUCCAGCAAUCCAAAGCUGCCAGCUGCCCUGAGCUCCACCCCAUUAGGUAUUAUCUCUCCUAUUCAUUCCUUCCCUCUUCAUGUCAUCUCCUUCAGUUCAGACUCCUCCCCAAAAGCAGGAGUAUCAAAGGAUGCAAUAGUUACGGGACCUGCUCCAGGAACUUUCCACCAUGGCCUUGGCCACAGUCUUCUAGCUGGCUUGCACUCCAGCCCCCACCAUGCAGCGCCACUCCCACAUUCUGCCCUGUCCACUCAUUUACCGCAAAGUUUGCCAGAUGCUUCUCAGCUUCACGGCAAAGGGUCCAAUGCACAGCAGCGCAAGUUGUGACGUCUGCAAGGAGGGGAGCUAGAGCACACAUAGGAUAAAACCAAGAGGAACAGGUCAUGAACUUUGGAU
This is a messenger RNA of Pygoscelis adeliae (Adelie penguin), 3632 nucleotides long. RefSeq names its product ubinuclein 1 (gene UBN1). Gene Ontology annotation, cellular component: nucleus. The coding region runs from base 105 to 3563 and encodes 1152 amino acids. The record is from RefSeq and is a predicted model, not a curated record. The transcript has 17 exons. NCBI's taxonomy places the organism in Eukaryota, Metazoa, Chordata, Aves, Sphenisciformes, Spheniscidae.